AUGGUCGAAAGCAAACCCAUCAACUUCCUCGUAGCAGGGGCCCAGCUACUCUGCGCCAUCAUCGUUAUGGGCUUAGACGGCUACGCGAUUCACGUGUAUCGCGGCCACGAAGACGAGGUGGACUCCCCGGUCUAUGACGGCGACGCCGAGCUGUACGCCGGCGUCCCGUCGUCGUGGGGCUUCCUGAUGUUCUGCGCCGCCUGGACGUUCGUAGUGGUCAUCUUCCGCUUCUUCGAGCCUGGCCUCGCUAGCCGCCCGCUGGUCGGCUACUUGGGCAUCUUCUUCGAGGGCGUGGCCGUGCUCUCGUGGUUCGCCGGCUUCAUCGCCGUCGCCGUCAAUGUGGGCUCGAGCAACUCCUGCACCUCUGGCCACAACUCGUGCGCCGAGGUCAAGGCGGCAACCGCCUUUGGCGCGUUCGAGUGGCUGCUCUUCAUGAUCACCGCCGCCGCAGCUGCCAUGUCCUUCUCCCACAACCGGAAGUAG
Penicillium chermesinum is the source of this 483-nucleotide messenger RNA. RefSeq names its product MARVEL domain-containing protein. Bases 1 to 483 code for a protein of 160 amino acids. The record is from RefSeq and is a predicted model, not a curated record. Gene Ontology annotation, cellular component: membrane. The transcript is spliced from 2 exons. NCBI's taxonomy places the organism in Eukaryota, Fungi, Ascomycota, Eurotiomycetes, Eurotiales, Aspergillaceae.